CGUGACAAGUCACCUGACUCUCGGUUCCUUACAUAACAACAGGACUAGCUCGCUAGCGGGCGGCAGUACCAGUCAUUUCUUAACCGAAAGCGAGGCGUCAAGUUGCGCCGCAGAGUGUUACUUCCUUGACGCGUCCCCCCCCGCCCUCCUCCCCCCGCCAACAGUGUCUGGCUCCCCGGAAGGAGCCGUCCCGCAUCGAUGAAGCUCCCCGCGAUGCCGCCGCCCCGCUCGGGACUCGUAACCUGCGCCUUGGUUUUGAUGUGGCCGCUGCUCGGCUCCUGUCAUCCCGCAGCGACCCCGCAGCAGCCCGGCGUGGCGUUCAUGGAGGAGUUCGCCCGUCCGAGUGUGGGGUUCAACUGGAGGAACGUCAGCUGUGGCUUGUGCAAGGCCGUGUUCACCAUCCUUGACAUCGCUCUGCUGAACGACUUGAAUGAAGAGCGAGUGGCAUAUGCGGUAGGCGAGGCCUGCAUUCGUCUCCACUUGGCCGACGAGCUCGUCUGUCGACAAAUAGCCGAGUUGUUCAGGGACGACUUCAUCCGGGCGCUGCAGCAGUCCUUGCUGUGGCCCACUGAGGCGUGCGCCGUGCUUGUGGGCCCUUCCUGUGGCAAAUUUGACAUCUACGCCCCGUGGAACGUCACCCUGCCAAAGACCCCGAAGCCCCCCGUUACGCCGCCCUCUCCCCCCAAACCGGGCUCUCCACAGAGCAGGGUCCUGUUUCUGACUGACAUCCACUGGGACCAGGAGUACGUCGCCGGCAGCGCCGCAGACUGCAAGGACCCUCUGUGCUGUCGCAACGGCUCCGGCUUUCCCGGCCGGCGGCAGAUGGAGGCCGGCUACUGGGGGACCUACAGUAAGUGCGAUCUGCCCCUGUGGACGGUGGAGAACCUCCUGGAGAACGCCGCCAGAGACGGACCGUGGGACUGGGUGUACUGGACCGGAGACAUACCGGCGCACAAUGUUUGGUCUCAAACCAGGAAACAGCAGCUGUCGGAGCUCACGGUCAUCUCAAGGCUCAUCCACAAACACCUGGGGCCUAACGUGACAGUUUACCCUGCCAUAGGGAACCACGAGAGCACGCCGGUGAACAGCUUCCCCCCGCCGUUCGUUCACGGCAACAGAUCCUGCGCCUGGCUCUACGACACCAUGGCAGAGGAAUGGGCUCCAUGGUUACCCAAGCAGGCUUUGAAGACUUUAAGAUAUGGGGGAUUUUACACAUUAGAGAUUCAGCCUGGUCUGAGGGUGGUCUCUCUCAACAUGAACUUUUGUGCCCGAGAGAACUUCUGGCUGAUGGUGAACUCCACAGAUCCUGCUAACCAGCUGCAGUGGCUAAUCCAUGUUCUCCAGGCCAGUGAGGACAAGGGGGAGAAGGUACAUAUAAUCGGUCACAUUCCGCCUGGUCUGUGUCUUGGCAGCUGGAGCUGGAACUACUAUCACAUUGUCAACAGAUAUGAAACUACAAUUACCGGGCAGUUUUUUGGCCACACGCAUCUUGAUGAGUUCCAAAUGUUUUAUGACGAGGCCACCAUGAGCCGCCCGUUGGGAGUGGCCUUCAUCGCGCCCAGCGUCACGACUUACAUUAAGCUUAACCCAGGGUACCGUGUCUACUAUGUAGACGGGAAUUACAACGGCAGCUCCAGGCUGGUCCUCGACCAUGAAACCUACAUCCUCAACCUCACUGAGGCCAACCACAGUCCCGGAGCCCCGAGUAGCCCAGAACAGAACCCCAAGUGGACCCUGCUGUACCGCGCUACAGAGGCCUACGGGCUGACCAGCUUGUUCCCUGCUGACUGCGACGGGAUGUUGAAGACCUUCGUCAACGACGACCGGGUCUUCCAGAAGUUCUGGUACUUUAGGUUCAAAGGACACGUGUCGGUGCCCUGCAAGGAGAUGUGCAAAACUACGAUGCUCUGCUUGCUGCAAAGCGGGCGAUACGAUGAGCUGGAGAACUGCGACUUCUUCAAUGGUUUUGGAGGAAACUUAGCUCGGGCUGCCCGAAAAACCCUCUGUUGAGGAGAGGGAGGAGGAAGACCAAAUACAGUACUUGUUUAAACAAAGUACGGGAUCGAUUUUCUGACUUCUGGUCAGUCAGCUGCUGUUCUCCAAUGCCUGCUUUAAUUUUCAGGAAGUAGUUGUUUAUGUGAAAUGCACAGGAUUGAUAUUUUGCAAUUAUACUUUGUGCCUUGUAUCAAAAUAAACAACCAAAGCAACUCUCUAAAAGCUUAAACAUUGAAAUUAUCACGAAACUUCAUAGUAUGAGACACUUUCUUGUAAACUGGGACAAAAUGGCAAAUAUGGCGCAAAGCACAGUUUGUGGGGAUUUAAGCCAGUAAAGUAUUUACCAGUCUCAAGUGAGACUAAUGCUAUCUGCACUUUAUUGUUUGGCUAGUUAACUUUCAGGUUUGAUGGACAUGGUCAACUUCACAAGAAAUGAUGAACUGCAACUUGUGAAUAAAUGAUGUCAUGAUACUUGUCU
Messenger RNA from Pungitius pungitius (ninespine stickleback), 2473 nucleotides. It is a transcript of the gene smpd1, whose product is annotated as sphingomyelin phosphodiesterase 1. The record is from RefSeq and is a predicted model, not a curated record. Gene Ontology annotation, molecular function: acid sphingomyelin phosphodiesterase activity. Bases 199 to 2010 code for a protein of 603 amino acids. Gene Ontology annotation, biological process: ceramide biosynthetic process; sphingomyelin catabolic process. Gene Ontology annotation, cellular component: lysosome. The transcript has 8 exons. NCBI's taxonomy places the organism in Eukaryota, Metazoa, Chordata, Actinopteri, Perciformes, Gasterosteidae.